CAGGAAGGCAGGGCGCACGGCACCCGGGAUCCCGUCGCCGCCGGACACCAGACUCGGCGUGCUCCCAAUACAGCUGACGUCCCUCGCCAGCCGCACCCAUGCUUCUGGCGCGGAUGAACCCGCAGGUGCAGCCGGAGAACAGCGGGGCGGGCCCGGGGUCAGAGCAGCCCCCGCGAAAGCGCAAAGCUGCGGAAGUCUUGGUGGUGAAAGAGCGCAACGGCGUCCAGUGCCUCCUGGCGUCCCGCGACGGCGAUGAGCAGCCCCGGGAGACCUGGGGCAAGAAAAUCGACUUCCUGCUGUCGGUGGUCGGCUUCGCGGUAGACCUGGCCAACGUGUGGCGCUUCCCCUAUCUCUGCUACAAGAACGGCGGCGGCGCCUUCCUGAUCCCAUACACCCUCUUCCUCAUCAUUGCUGGGAUGCCCCUGUUCUACAUGGAGCUGGCUCUGGGCCAGUACAACCGGGAAGGGGCGGCCACUGUGUGGAAGAUCUGCCCAUUCUUCAAAGGAGUUGGCUACGCUGUGAUCCUCAUCGCCCUGUAUGUUGGCUUCUACUACAAUGUCAUCAUCGCCUGGUCACUCUACUACCUCUUCUCCUCCUUCACCCUCAACCUGCCCUGGACGGACUGUGGCCACGCCUGGAACAGCCCCAACUGCACCGACCCCAAGCUCCUCAACAGCUCCGUGCUGGGCAACCACACCAAGUACUCCAAGUACAAGUUCACACCGGCAGCAGAGUUUUAUGAGCGAGGCGUCCUGCAUCUGCAUGAGAGCAGUGGAAUUCACGACAUCGGCCUGCCCCAGUGGCAGCUCUUGCUCUGUCUGAUUGUGGUGGUCAUCGUCCUGUAUUUUAGCCUCUGGAAAGGAGUGAAGACAUCAGGAAAGGUGGUGUGGAUCACUGCCACGCUGCCUUACCUCGUGCUGUUUGUGCUCCUGGUCCACGGCGUCACGCUCCCCGGCGCCUCCAACGGCAUCAACGCCUAUCUGCACAUCGACUUCUACCGUCUAAAAGAGGCCACGGUAUGGAUUGAUGCUGCAACUCAGAUAUUUUUUUCCUUGGGGGCUGGAUUUGGAGUCUUGAUUGCAUUUGCUAGUUACAACAAAUUUGACAACAACUGCUACAGGGACGCCCUGCUCACCAGCACCAUCAACUGUGUCACCAGCUUCAUCUCUGGGUUCGCCAUCUUCUCCAUCCUUGGUUACAUGGCCCAUGAGCACAAAGUCAACAUUGAGGAUGUUGCCACUGAAGGAGCUGGCCUAGUCUUCAUCCUGUACCCGGAAGCCAUUUCCACCCUAUCGGGAUCCACGUUCUGGGCCGUCGUGUUCUUCAUCAUGCUCCUGGCUCUGGGAAUUGACAGCUCAAUGGGGGGCAUGGAGGCGGUCAUCACGGGCUUGGCUGACGACUUCCAGGUCCUGAAGCGUCACCGAAAACUCUUCACAUUUGGUGUUGCGUUUGGAACUUUCCUUCUGGCCCUGUUUUGCAUAACCAAGGGUGGGAUAUAUGUGCUGACCCUGCUGGACACGUUUGCGGCGGGGACCUCCAUCCUGUUUGCUGUGCUCAUGGAAGCCAUCGGGGUCUCCUGGUUUUAUGGUGUGGACAGGUUCAGCAACGACAUCCAGCGGAUGAUGGGGUUCAAGCCGGGCCUGUAUUGGAGACUCUGCUGGAAGUUCGUCAGCCCUGUCUUCCUCCUGUUCGUGGUGGUCGUGAGCAUCAUCAACUUCAAGCCGCUCACCUACGAUGACUACGUCUUCCCGCUCUGGGCCAACUGGGUUGGGUGGGGCAUCGCGGGCUCCUCCAUGGUCCUGGUGCCGGCCUACAUCGUCUACAAGUUCCUCAGCACGCGGGGCUCCCUUCGCGAGAGACUGGCCUAUGGCAUCACCCCAGAGAACGAGCAUCACCUGGUGGCCCAGAGGGACGUCAGGCAGUUCCAGCUGCAACACUGGCUGGCCAUCUGAGCCUGACCCCGAGGAGGAGCCCUGCUGCGCCAGCAUUCAGGUCCAAGGCUUCCUACCACCCCGGGCACUGUCUCGGGGUUCCUCUUCCACCCCACCUCCCUCUUUUCCGAGUUACCACUGAUUUAGUGCCCUGGUUUUCGUUCACCUUCUGUUCACCUGGCCUGAAGGCUGUGAGCUUGGAUUGGUAAGCCUCAGAGAGAAGAGGAGAGGAGGGAACCAGAAAAUGACUUCUGUGGAACCUCCUUAGUGUGGAGGCAGUCUCACCCAGCGUGGGAGCCGGCCUGGGCUGAGGUCCACGGCUCGGGCAGAACUCCCCGCCACGAGUGCUGGUACUUUGGGCCUCAGAAGAAAUCCUCCAUCAGGCAAAUCAGACAGAGGAGGUUGCUUUUGGUCAGACACCGUAAAACCAAAACACAAAUAAAAAGCCCAGCUGAGGCUGGCGGCGGGGGGGGGGGUGUCCAUAGAUUUGUCCACCCCAGUCAGUGCUCUGGUGUGUGGAACUUGGUCAGGGAGCUUGGGUGUAUUUAUCGCUGCCAUGAAGUCUGUGGAUAGAAGCUUUGGGGGGUCAUGAGCAGAAACCUUCAGAGUUAGUUUUCACUCUGGUGGACCUGGGUUUGAUUUGUGUGUGUUCUGGAACAUUCUUCUGGCUUCUGGUGUGUAGAGUCCAGAUGGUGACACAGUGAGCAGCUUCUGCAGAAGAACCAGACAAGCCUGUAGAGACCGUAUGUGGGCCUCGCUGUGUCAGGUACAUGGAGCCCAGAAACCUGUCUGUGGCUCCUGAGACCUUCCUGGGGGACUUGGGCCAGGAACCCAGCAAGGCCAGCUGGGUGUCUCCACUAUGGGAUUCUCUGCUGUCCUCAUGGGGCCAGGCGGGUGUCCAAGGACGGCCCGACAGGCUGCCUGUUUCUGUAUUGUUCAUGGAUACCUGCAAAGCCUGUCCCUGGGAAUCCCACCCAGCACAGACCAGGCGUCUGGAGUGAUGGAGAGUAGGCCCUGAAAACUCCCUUUGUCUCUCUUCAUGGACCAGACUUGGUACCGUGGAGGGCAGCGUGGAACCAAGCACGUAGCACCUCAGUCACUCAGGUUGAGGGGAGACUAUUCUGAGUUGCUGGAGCAGGUUGGUAGGUGGAGAAUUUCUACGCUGACUUCUGAUACAAACUCAUGAGUGGUGCCCCCUGGUGGUGCUGUUGGUUAGUUUCGGCUCAUUCAGAGAAAUGAUUUGUAGUUUGGUAAGGCAGUGCCAUUUGUUUGGAAUUUCUAUUUAUGGUUUGAGUUUCUUACACCCUCGUUGGAAAUCUAGACUUGUGGGUUCUUGUUCUGACUGUGGGAACCCCCAUUGUAGAAUCUUGGGCAAAAAAAGAGAGGCCACAUUUUUUCCACUGGCGUCUAGGGAGGCACACAUCCAAAAGGUGCUUUGGGAAAAGUGGGGUGUCACUGAGCCCCAUCUGCUGAUGGUGCAGUCGGUGGAAGAUGGCUGUGGGGGGCCAGCUGGGGGCAAGGUUCUACUGGGUUAGGGUCCUUAUGUCAUUCUUUAAAGAAAAGUGGGAGAAACAAGAGACCUUGGAUCUUUCCAUAUAAAAAGUCCAGUUCAAAAUCUGAGAUAGCCCAAGUGGCAAGUGACUGGGGCCCUGAAAAAGGUAGGGCCUGAGAGGAUCCCACAGAGUGGGCCAAUCAGGUAGGGGUCUGGGAAUGAGAGCAGGGUGACCCAUCACUGAUGGAAUCUGGCCCCAUCAGUGACUUUGAAUCCUCCCAUGAAGGGUAAUUACUCCCUAGGUGUAAUUUUUUUUUUCCACAAGCACUUUGAUCUACGUUGCCUCCCAUCCGCCUAGAGAUUACUACAGGGCUGGCUUCUGGGUCCCCAUUUCCCAGGUGAGAAAACCAAGGUCCAGCAUUUCAGUCAGUCUUGCUCAGUGCCUCAGCUAUGAAGGGAUCCAGUCGGAUCCUCAAAGCAGAUCCCCUGACUCUCAGCUGAGAGCACUUUGAAAUUCCCAGCGCAGUGUGGUUUACCCCACCCAGAGCUGUCAUUUAGAAUAAACAAAAAUCCAUCCAGUCAAGUAGCCAAGGAGUAUUUCUUAGCAAGAGUGUGUCAAAAGAAGGGAAGAGGGGGUGUCAUUUAUCCUCCUCUAGCUGGUUGCAGAGAGGCAGUUCUUAGCUGCUCUCCUUUGGUGAAAACAGUUCCUCUAGGGAACAGUGGGAUGUGAACAGCUGAAUCUGCUUGGCAGAAAUGAGGGGAAACAGUCAGAAGAGCCUGUGUAUCAGGGCAGUCUUGAGAGAGAGCCUGCCAUUUCCUCUUUGCCAUCUGCACAUGGCCUUUCUGCCUCCAGACACUCGUCCGAAGGCGAACCGGAGAUGUGGUGCUAGCUGACCCCACGCCAACCAACCCAGUGGUGCUGUCUUGUGGGGGAAGUUGGCUCCUGAGCCUGGAGGGGUUGGGGGGGAACCUGAUCCAACCCCAGGGUCCCUGGGGUUGGGGGGGACCCAGGACAGCCAUGGACAUUCUCAAGGAGGUGCUGGCAGACCUUCUGGGUUCACCUUUCACCCACACUUCAUGAGGAGGGAACAUGUGCUUUAUCAUAAGUGAUGUUUGACUUCUUAUUUGGGACCUUUUUUUUUGAUAGAGGUUACCCGGGAUAAAGGUGCUCCUGUGUACUGUACAGGACACUUUUGAUAUUUUCCCAGAUUUUUAAGGAAUUAUUAUUUUCCAUGAAGUGUACAAAUAUCUGUUUAAGACCAUCACGUUAAUAUCUACUCAAGGUCUAGUUAUUUAGCGUCUACCUGUGAGUUGGUCUUCAUUCCAGAUGCGAAUGAGACAGAGGAGAAGGGGAAUUGCCAACUCCUGCUGAGUAUCCUGCUGAAUAAAGGCCCCCAAAGCCGCCUUCAUUCUCAGAGGGGUUCUUGCCCAGGUGGGAGACUGGUCUCGUGCAGAAUGGUCUGUGUUGCCGCUGUGGUAAUGUGAGACCGGAUAUUCUUACCAAAGAUGUCAUUUCUUAGUAAGAAGCCCACUGAGCUCAUUUCAUUUCGUUUGUCUGUUUCCUUUGAGAGCCAUGGAAGGGAGAAGAACAGAGAGGGAGUGUAGUGUGGUGAAAACAGCACAGCACUUAGAGUUGCACAGACCUGGGUCUGCAGCUAUCUUGCUGGGUGGCCUGGGGAGAGGGGCUCCACCUCUCUGGGCUUCAGAGUUCGGGUUCUGUAAAACCAAGGGUUGGAUCAGAGAAUCAGAGGUCCUAUCCAGUAAAAAAAAAAAAAGUUCCUGUCUCUGUAACAGUGUUAUCGUGCUAAAUUUACAAUGAAGGAAGCACCCUGCUUACUGUAGGACUUCCCAGAAUGAUGUAGUGACCCAAAACCUACUACUGAGCAGAGAAAUGUCAGACCUAUGAUUUUUCAGGACAGUCAGUAGUUCCUCUUUCUCCAAUAUUUCUUCAACAGAUGCCAGAAACACUUGAUAUUUAAAAAAUAAAUCCAACCCUUUUGUUUUGAGGAUUUUGAGGGUAGACUUGUCAUGUCCUUGUGAGUCCUAGGAUCCGCCUCUCUGCGAAUACGCAGCAUGACUAUUGCUGCAGUCGUAGAAGUCACCAAAAUCCUGGUGAAUGUGACAUUGCUUCGGGACGUGCCCACCCCAUCCCUCUGUUUCUCCACUUCUGUGUAAAUAAAGACUUUCAGUGGUGCCCCAUGUCAUGGACUGUUCCAAUGUCAUGCAGAUUUCUAUAUCUGGUGUGCAUUUCUUUUAAAAGCUCUUCUCUCCAUGGAAAAUUAAAUGUACAGAAUAAUAAAGGAUAUUUCCUGUGCCAUGUA
Messenger RNA from Camelus dromedarius (Arabian camel), 5744 nucleotides. It is a transcript of the gene SLC6A2, whose product is annotated as solute carrier family 6 member 2. Gene Ontology annotation, biological process: sodium ion transmembrane transport; dopamine uptake involved in synaptic transmission. The record is from RefSeq and is a predicted model, not a curated record. Gene Ontology annotation, cellular component: presynaptic membrane; plasma membrane; neuron projection. NCBI's taxonomy places the organism in Eukaryota, Metazoa, Chordata, Mammalia, Artiodactyla, Camelidae. The coding region runs from base 99 to 1952 and encodes 617 amino acids. Gene Ontology annotation, molecular function: dopamine:sodium symporter activity; neurotransmitter:sodium symporter activity; norepinephrine:sodium symporter activity. The transcript is spliced from 15 exons.